Messenger RNA from Talaromyces amestolkiae, 2994 nucleotides. RefSeq lists its product as uncharacterized. Gene Ontology annotation, cellular component: nucleus. Gene Ontology annotation, biological process: recombinational repair. Gene Ontology annotation, molecular function: 3'-5' DNA helicase activity; hydrolase activity; DNA binding. Bases 1 to 2994 code for a protein of 997 amino acids. The record is from RefSeq and is a predicted model, not a curated record. The transcript is spliced from 2 exons. NCBI's taxonomy places the organism in Eukaryota, Fungi, Ascomycota, Eurotiomycetes, Eurotiales, Trichocomaceae.
AUGGAAAUCGACCCAAUCCUCAAUGGACUAAACGCUGCGCAACGGACAGCAGUCACAUCUCCAUCCUCAAUCCUCCAGGUCCUCGCCCCUCCCGGCUCUGGCAAAACCAAGACCCUAACCGCACGCGUCGCGUACCUAUUAUCGUCGAAACAUGGCUUCCGCCCUCAAGAUGUCAUCUGCUGCACAUUCACGAUUAAGGCGAGUCGGGAGAUGCGUGAGCGGCUGGCGCAUUUGAUUGGUGACAAGGUGGUCUCGAAACUUGUCUUGGGGACGUUCCAUUCGAUCUGUCGGCGGUAUCUGGUUGCUUAUGGCCAUUUGAUCGGGUUAAAGAAGGGGUUUGGUAUUGCGGAUAGUAAUGACAGUUUGGCUAUUAUUAAGCCCAACCCUGCUCGGUCACGAAUAUCCGGUCAGAAAGCGCAAGGAAUCAGCUGGCAAGAACUUAACGAUGCCAGACACCCGAAAAACGUGGACCAACAAGAAUUUGUCCAAGUAUAUCGUGAAUAUGAAGCUGCAUUGGCAAGUUCAAACCUACUCGAUUAUGAUGACCUACUCUUACGCUGCGUUGAUCUUUUGCGGCAACAUCCGCAUUGCGUGUCGAAUGUGCAGACUGUACUUGUGGAUGAGUUCCAGGAUACGAACGUCAUUCAAUACGAGCUGAUGAAUCUAUUUGCUGCGCAGAAUAGACGCAUCACUAUAGUUGGCGAUCCUGAUCAGAGUAUCUAUGGUUUUCGAUCAGCAGAAAUCAAGAAUCUAGAGCGCAUGCAGAGGCGGUAUCCGAAUACCUCUGUAGUUCUAUUGGAGGAUAAUUAUCGAUCAUCAGGCUCGAUUUUGGGGUCGGCUGAGCAGGUCAUUGAGCAAGAUACAGCGCGACCCGUGAAGAAGCUCCACCCGACGCAUGGGGUGGGAACGAUGCCGGUUUUACGAAAAUUGCCGACGGCAGCGGCGGAAGCACAGUGGAUGGUGAUGGAGAUCAAAAGGUGUAUCACACUAACGGGCCAGUUGCUCAAGCCUUCUGACUUUGCUAUAUUGCUACGCUCAGCUGCGCUGUCGCGGCAGAUCGAGUCUGAGCUUGGAAAACAGGGAAUUCCAUAUCGCAUGGUUGGUGGGUCAAGAUUCUUUGAUCGAGUUGAGAUUCGACUUCUGUUGGAUUACCUCCGUGUCAUCAGUCAUCCAGAGAACAAUGAUGCCCUUGCUCGCAUUAUCAAUGUUCCUACAAGGAAGAUUGGGGAUGAAACACUGAAAAGCUUGACUGCAGGUGCUGAAAGUGCCAAACUUCCGCUGUGGACAUUUAUCAAGGAUGUGGCGCAAGGCCGUAGGUCUUKCCAGAAGAAUAUAUCCAAGGCCGCCAGCACCGGACUCUCAGUGUUAGUCGGUCUACUUGAGGCAGCAAGACAGAAAUUACACGAUUGUAUGGAUGAGUCCUCACCUAGAGUUCUUCUCGAGUUUGUCAUCAGCAAGCUUGGAUUUCGAGAAUACCUUACGGCAACUUAUCCCUUAGAUGAAGAGAAUAGAUGGGCGAAUGUGGAGGAGCUCCUCGCGCAAGCUGGUGAUUCCUCGGCACCUUAUCCCCAGCAAGACGAUGUUCUCCCGGAAAUCGAAGGCUUAGAGCAACAUCAAGGUCACAUAGGAGAGGAAGCUCUGUCGAGGUUUCUCGCGAAUGUAGCUCUGUCGACAGAAAUUACCACUGAAGAAAGCGACCAACCACAAGAAAAAGUAACAAUCUCUACAAUUCAUGCAGCCAAGGGACUAGAAUGGCCUGUCGUAUUCGUCGCUGCUGUCUACGAGGGGAUUAUACCACAUUCCAGAGCCGAAGAUAGCGAUGAAGAAAGAAGGUUACUAUACGUAGCUAUGACGAGAGCGCAAGCACUUUUGUAUCUCAGUCUGCCUCGUCGUGAUUCGAAGAAUGGCGAAGAGACGAGGACAAGCUCGUUUUUGCCUCCGAGUAUAGUUAAAACCAAGUUCCGUGCCGUUGGACCAAAGCUUGUUGACAAGAGUAUCUUCGCUAUCGCCGAUAUUCUUGGCCGUGAGCAUCCGAGUCAGGAAGCGAUAGUCAAGGGUUUAGAGGCCGGGCUGCCGAGUAACAACGACGACCUCUGGACCCAUGAUGGCGAGUUUACAGGUGAUGCAGCUACAAGAUGGGAUGGAUCAAAAGCGUCGUCAGCACCCGACGCCCGUGGUCAAGCGCAGGAGAAUUGGGCAAAGCGUCGUCGAUUGAAUGACCAAAAACAAGAUUCUACUGGCGCCAACUCAUCAGCAUCAGGCUUUGUCACUGCGACCUCUUAUACCAUGAAUAACGCCUCCGGGUUCUCGGUAUCGACUAAUACAGUGUCAAUGGGAUUUUCUUCUGCAAGGCAACAUAUGAAGAUAGCACCCCCGUCUCCUGAUGAGAAGGAGCCAGUCAAGCCUACACAACGGAAGACUGUCACUUCUAUGUCUCGGACGAAUUCGGCACCCCCUGGACAGGGAACAUUAUCAAGCUAUUUCGGUAUCAACAAUCCCAAGCCGCAAACUACAACAAGCACCUCAAAUGACGAUAGAAGAAGACCUGUAUCACAAGCAAACCGUGACUCGCCCGCUGCCCUCAAUUCUGCAGCGAUGGAUGCUCAAAAACUUAGCACGGGAGGCUAUCGUAUCCAGCCUCAGGCAUACAAACCACCCCGUCCUGUCCCACUAGCAGCUAAAGAUGUAGAUAAUUAUACAUGGCUACCACCAUCGGACAAAGCCUCGCCGCCAUCAGCUUCAAAAACCACAUUAACGCCUACAUCAACGGGCGAUUUCAAACCUCCCAAUAACACGAUGAAUAAUCCGCCAUCUACAUCGUUCCAUACAACGACAACGAUGAUGGGAACAACAAUGAAUCAGCUAUCAACGGCACAGAGCGCUGGGGGAUACGGUGUUUCUAUGGGACGCAAGACUCUGGGUGUGCGACGGAGUCUGAAUAAUGGUUGGGCGGAGAGGAUGAGUCGAGGUAAUCAGCAGAAUCAUCCUAAGUAG